Messenger RNA from Trichoderma citrinoviride, 1407 nucleotides. RefSeq names its product glycoside hydrolase family 16 protein. Gene Ontology annotation, biological process: glucan catabolic process. The record is from RefSeq and is a predicted model, not a curated record. The coding region runs from base 149 to 1282 and encodes 377 amino acids. The transcript is spliced from 7 exons. Gene Ontology annotation, molecular function: hydrolase activity, hydrolyzing O-glycosyl compounds. Lineage: Eukaryota; Fungi; Ascomycota; Sordariomycetes; Hypocreales; Hypocreaceae.
UCACCAAGGAUAUUGCGCUCGUUAUCGCGAGUAGGAGCUGCUCUUUUGUUUCUCUUCCCAAAGAGGCUAUCGCCGGUGGUGGUAUUAACCAGGCUGCAUUCAUUGGCCGGGAUUGCCAUCCAUCGAUUCACAAUUAUAUCUGAAAGAAAUGCAGCGAGGCAGCAUAAAGCCGGGCGAGGUGCCCCCCGGAUAUGAAGAAUAUCCCCUCGACAACCGAGGCUAUCGCCAGUCCGGAUCCUCAUCACCUGCCCUGUGGAACCCGAGAUACUGGUCCAAGAAAGUAUGGAUUGGCAUCGCUGCUGUUGUCAUCAUCGCCAUCAUCAUUGGCGUGGCUGUUGGCGUCACGCAGGGGAAGAAGAAGUCGUAUCCCGACUACUCACAGCUUACAUAUACCCUCAAGGAUACAUUCCAGGGAGAAGACUUCUUUGACAACUUCAACUACUUCACCGGCUUUGACCCUGCCCAGGGGUUUGUCCACUACGUUCCGCAGCCUCAAGCCCAACAGAUGAAUCUCACCUUUGCAUCGCAAGAUGCCGCCGUCCUCAGAGUCGACACCUCCGUCGGCCCCGGCAGCAACCCCGACGCCUCCACGGGCCGCUUCUCCGUGCGCGUCGAGUCCAAGAAGACGUACAACGACGGCCUCUUCAUCUUCGACGUGCGCCACACGCCCUACGGCUGCGGCACCUGGCCGGCCCUCUGGCUGACGGACCCGUCCAACUGGCCCGACAACGGCGAGAUCGACGUCAUGGAGGCGACCAACAAGGCCGCCGACGGCAACCAGAUGACCCUCCACACCUCCAAGGGCUGCUCCAUGGGCGUCCAGCGCAAGCAGACGGACAAGGCGCUGCAGGACAACUGCGACUCGUCCAAGAACGGCAACGCCGGCUGCGGCGUCCAGGGCCCCGGCAGCACCUUUGGCUCGGCCUUCAACGCCAACGGCGGCGGCGUCAUGGCCAUGGAGUGGCGCGACGCGGGCAUCCGCGUGUGGCAGUUUGCACGGAGCUCCAUCCCCGCCGACAUCACCGGCCAGAAGCCCGAUCCGAGCACCUGGGGCGAGGCGGCGGCGGACUUUCCGAGCACGGACUGCAAUGUCGGGAGUCACUUUAGGAACAACUCCAUCAUCCUCAACAUUGAUCUCUGCGGCGACUUGGUGUAUGGUGUGUGGGAUAGUUCCGGAUGUAAGUUGUCCUUCAACUGCACCGAUAUUGUUGCAAACCAACCCCAGUCCUUUACGGAUGCUUACUGGGAAGUGGGAAAGUUCCAAGUCUACCAGGCGGCGUAAGAGGAGUGCGAUUCUGCUGGGUUUAGACUACGACGAGGAUAUGGCUAUACCAAGAAGAUAUAUCAGAAAAAGGGUAUGGGUUCUACAUAGUAAUGAGAGUAAUGGCAGGUUUAUGAGGAUGCGAU